Molecule: messenger RNA, 1890 nt
Organism: Chlorella variabilis
Lineage: Eukaryota; Viridiplantae; Chlorophyta; Trebouxiophyceae; Chlorellales; Chlorellaceae
Exons: 15
Coding region: 117-1793 (558 amino acids)
Biological process (GO): cell redox homeostasis; glutathione metabolic process; cellular response to oxidative stress
Cellular component (GO): mitochondrion; cytosol
Molecular function (GO): flavin adenine dinucleotide binding; glutathione-disulfide reductase (NADPH) activity
Source: RefSeq, a predicted model, not a curated record
CGGUCUCAUCAGCUCAUCGCUGCGUUGUUGGCGCUGUGGGUGCCUCUGUGCAAUUGCUCUUGUGGCCAGCAGCUGCUAUCGUCUCUCGACCUCGCCAAGCCAAUAGGCGGAUCCUGAUGAAGCUGGGUGGACUCGCCAGGCAGGGCGUGGCGUGUGCCGCAGGCUGGCCCCACGCCGCCGCCCGGCGGGCGCCCGCCACCGCCGCUCCUUGCCUGCGCCGGGCGCUGGCUGCGGCGCGGCAGCAGCAGCGCGGCCCGGCGGGCCGCCGUGCCAUGAGCGUGCGUGCAGAGGCCGUCAGCGGCAACGGCACAACGCCCAAGGAGUUUGAUUUCGACCUGUUUUGCAUCGGCGCCGGGAGCGGCGGCGUGCGCGCCUCGCGCGUGGCGGCGGGCACCUACGGCGCCAAGGUGGGCAUCUGCGAGAUGCCCUUCAACACCAUCGCCUCCGACUCCGCCGGCGGCGCGGGCGGCACCUGCGUGCUGCGCGGCUGCGUGCCCAAGAAGCUGUUUGUGUAUGCGGCAGAGUACCGGGAGUUCUUCUCCGACGCUCAGGGCUUUGGGUGGCAGCUGCCCGGCCAGCCCAGCCUGGACUGGCCCUCCUUCCUGGCCAAGAAGAAUGCGGAGCUGCAGCGCCUCAACGGCGUUUACAUGAACCUGCUUAACAACUCCGGUGUGGAGUACAUCGAGGGCCGCGGGCGGCUGGUGGACGCGCACACGGUGCAGGUUGGCGACCGCACCGUCACCGCGCGCAACAUCCUCAUCGCCACCGGCGCCCGCGCCUUUGUGCCGCCCUUUGAGGGCGCCGAGCUGUGCAUGAUCAGCGACAACGCGCUGGAGGUGGCAGAGGUGCCCAAGCGCAUCGUGAUUGUAGGUGGCGGCUACAUCGCGGUCGAGUUUGCGGGCAUCUUUGCGGGGCUGGGCAGCGAGGUGCACCUGGUGUACCGCCAGGACCGCCCGCUGCGGGGCUUCGACGACGAGGUGCGUACCUUUGCGGCGGAGCAGUACGCCCAGAACGGCCUGCACCUGCACCCGCUCACCGUCCCGCAGCAGCUGGUCAAGCUGCCCGACGGCCGGCUUAAGUUCACGGGGGCGCGGCGCACGGGGGCGCAGUCGUCGGAUGAGGAGACGUUUGAGCUGGAGGUGGAUCAUGUGCUGGCAGCCACAGGGCGGCGCCCCAAUGUGGGCAACCUGGGGCUGGAGGAGGUGGGGGUGCAGAUGACGAAGAGCGGCGCCAUCGCCGUGGACGACUACAGCCAGACAAACGUGCAGAGCAUCUGGGCCAUCGGCGACGUGACCGACCGCAUGGCGCUGACACCAGGCAUGCCCGCACUGCCUGCUGCCUUGGCGCUGAUGGAGGCGAUGGCGCUGACCCGCACCAUGUUUGGGGGGGAGCCCACCGCGCCCGACCACGCCAACAUCGCCACCGCCGUGUUCAGCCACCCGCAGAUCGGCACCGUGGGCAUGUCGGAGGAGCAGGCUCUCGCUGCGUACGGCAACAUCGAUGUGUACACCAGCAGCUUCCGCCCCAUGCGCAACACCAUCAGCGGCAACCCGGGGCGCACCUUCAUGAAGCUCAUCGUGGCGGCAGACAGCGAUGUGGUGGUGGGCUGCCACAUGGUUGGCCCCGACUCUGCUGAGAUUAUGCAGGGCAUGGGCGUGGCCGUGAAGAUGGGGCUGACCAAGCGCCAGCUGGACUCCACAGUGGGCAUCCACCCCUCGGCGGCGGAGGAGUUUGUGACGAUGCGGUCGCCCACCCGCCAGCUGCGCAAGGAACCAGCAACCGUGGCAGCUUGAGGGGUCACCUGCUUGAGGGGUUCUUUUUGGCGUUGAUUUUAUUUUGCACUACUUCCGACUUGCCGAGAGAGCUGUCCAUGUGUAAUGCUAUUUUGCG